Naegleria fowleri is the source of this 1887-nucleotide messenger RNA. RefSeq lists its product as uncharacterized. Gene Ontology annotation, cellular component: plasma membrane; NADPH oxidase complex. Gene Ontology annotation, molecular function: protein binding; superoxide-generating NAD(P)H oxidase activity. The record is from RefSeq and is a predicted model, not a curated record. The transcript has 3 exons. Gene Ontology annotation, biological process: superoxide anion generation; defense response. Lineage: Eukaryota; Heterolobosea; Eutetramitea; Acrasida; Naegleriidae. The coding region runs from base 1 to 1887 and encodes 628 amino acids.
AUGGGCGCGCUUAGCAAUUUGUCAGACUUUUUUCUUUAUGGGUGUUGCUCUAAUGGCUUCUCAUCCGGAUCACUCUCGUCACUCCGUAAAUUUGUUCAGAAAUGGAAGAAACGUCUCACCAACAAACAUGAGUUUUUGAAUUACUGGGCUGCUGAAGGCCAAAAGUUGAUUGUGGUCUCUAUUUGGUUUUUCAUCAACAUCUUUCUUUUCACAGAGGCUUUUAUUCGUUACUUUUAUUACAUCUCAUCCAUCACUGUACCAACAGGAGUACAAAAAGUACCAUUCUUUGUCGCUCUGGCAAGAGGGUUUGGACAGUUAUUGAAUUUCAAUUGCGCUUUGUUGAUCUUGCCCACCAUGAGAACACUUCUGAACGUAUUCAGAAGUUUGAAGUUUGGAUCAAUAUUUCCUCUUGACAAGAAUCUCGUGUUCCAUCGUUAUCUAGCAUAUUGGAUUGUUGUGUGCGUGAUAGGUCAUACAUUAGGUCAUUAUUUGAACUAUGCUUGCUGCUGGCAACUAUAUGACAGUGCAACCACACCCUUGCAAGCGUGCUGGUGGAACAAAUUCGGUACCACAGGAAAUGUACUUUGUGUGGUGAUGUUCAUCAUGUAUGCUGCGUCAGCGAAGACUUACCGUAGGACCAAGAAUUUUACAGUUUUCUGGUACACCCAUCAUUUAUUUGUUGUGUUUUUUGUACUUCUUCUUGUACACGGAAAGCAGUUUUGGGCGUGGUUCUUUAUCCCUAUGGGGUUAUACGCCUUAGAGAGAAUCAUGAGAAACUUGAGAGGAUCGGAGAUGACAAUAGUGAAACGUGUUCACUGCUUGCCCUCCCGUGUUAUUCAUUUAGAAUUAGAAAAGCCAAGCUUUAGAUAUGAAUCUGGACAGUAUUGCUUCCUAAAUUGCCCAAUGAUUUCACAACACGAAUGGCAUCCGUUCACUAUCUCCUCUGCUCCAGAAGAAGAGUUUUUGCAAUUCCACAUUCGUUGUGUUGGAGACUGGACCAACACAUUGAUGGAUGUAUUUAAUCCUGCCCAAAGACCGACAGUUGAAAUCAACAAACCAACUACACCAGAUGGUAGUGAUUAUUUGAUUCGAGUUGAUGGACCUUUUGGAACUUGUGCAGAAUAUGUUUUCGAUUUUGAGUAUGUGAUGCUCAUUGCGGCUGGAAUUGGUGUUACUCCAUAUAGCUCACUCUUAAAACAUUUCAAAUUCCGUCUUGACGCUGCUUCUUCUGGACAAGCUCCUCCUCUAAAGAUUCGUAGAGCAAGUUUUUAUUGGAUCAACCGUGAUGAAGGCAGCUGGGAGUGGUUUUCUGACAUUCUAAAUCAAUUAGAAAGUGAGAACCCAGACUUUUUUGAUAUUCACACAUACAUGACCGGUAUGCUAAAAGCGGAAGACGUAAAGAAAAUAAUGUUCGCUUCAUCCGAAUAUCAAAAUCAAUCUAGCACAAAGGAUAAUGUUCAGCAGUCAGGAAAGGUGGAUAUUAUGGUCCGUGCUUUGCACAAAUACGAACCUCAAAGUUCUGAUGAAAUGAGACUUGAUAGGAAUGAUAUUAUUGUUGUCACAGAGCAAGACGAAUCUGGCUGGUGGAUGGGAACAAAUACCACCACAAAGCAAACAGGUCUCUUCCCAGCUAAUUUUGUUGUUAAGGUUGAUCACGUUACCAAAAUGGUAGACUCAACAAAGAGAAACUUUGGCAGACCAAACUGGGAUGCAGAGUUUUCGGAAGUUAGACGAUUUGUAGAAAAAAACAGCCCAUCUGGAAAGAAACCAAAAGUUGGAGUGUUUGUGUGUGGUCCUGCUGGGCUGAGCAAGCAAGUUUAUUCGUUUGCUGUUGACAAGAGCAAAAACUCUACAGUCCAGUUUGUUUUCCACAAGGAGAACUUUUAG